Molecule: messenger RNA, 1335 nt
Organism: Diaporthe citri
Lineage: Eukaryota; Fungi; Ascomycota; Sordariomycetes; Diaporthales; Diaporthaceae
Exons: 2
Coding region: 1-1335 (444 amino acids)
Biological process (GO): transport
Molecular function (GO): transporter activity
Source: RefSeq, a predicted model, not a curated record
AUGGCUGCACCGCUCUACGACCGCAUGGUCGCCAGCCUGCCUCGACUGGUGGGCCGGUCCGACGACUUCGAGCCAUACAACUACACAAGCAAGAACGGCCAUGUGUGCGCCAUGCCCCGGCCGCUGACCAACACCGAGACCGCCAAGCUGGCCGGCGGCCAUGAUUUCUUCACCAUCAACCAGAUCAUCACCGGCGCCUGUGCCUGCUUCACCCUGCUCAGCCUGUUCAUCCUCAUGUUCAGACAUGCAACCCACCUGUCGAGGCCCAACGAGCAGCUCAACAUCCUGAGGAUCUGCUGCUACCUGCCCGUCUUCGCCGUCGGCUGCUUCCUCGAGGUCUCCUUCCCGAAUGCCUACGUCUACAUCAACCCCUGGCUCGACUUUGUCCAGGCCAUCGCCCUGUGCAACUUCUUCCUCCUCAUGUGCCAGUUCGUGUCCCCCUCGGACCAGCACCGCGAGGUCUUCUUCGCCGCCCUCAAGGUGCCGCAGAAGAAUAAGAAGAGCAGCGCUGGUCGGCGGGGCAGAGGCCGUCGCGGGGACCAUGGCCCGCAGCCUGAGGUCGAAGAGGAGCCCAUCAACGGCCUCGAGUGGUACCGCAAGAUGUGGAUGCUCAUCUUCCAGUACCCGGCCGUCCAGGCGCUCGUGGCCAUCUUCACCGCCAUCUUCGAGUCGCAGGGCGUCUACUGCCUCGUGAGCAGCAAGCCCUACUUUGGCCAUCUCUGGCUCGACAUCAUCCACAAUGUCAGCUUGACACUGGCAAUCAUGUCCUGUCUGAGGCUCUACGGUGCUCUCAAGGGGCGUCUGGCGCACCACAAGCCCCUCGCCAAGCUGGCUGCGUUCAAACUGCUUGUCGCCAUCACCGGUAUCAUCCAGCUCAUCUACUGGAUCCUCCGCUCCAUCAGCCCCUCCCCCCUCAAGCCAACAGCCUACUUCUCCUGGUCCGACGACUUCAUCGGCAUCCCGGUCAUGGUCAUGGCCCUGCUCACCGUCCCCUUCUCCAUCUUCUUCCACUUCGCCUACGACGUGAAGCCCUACUACCUCGAGAACGCCGGCAAGCACAUGCCCCUCGCCCAGGCCGACCUCGAGUCCGGCACCUCGGCCGGCGGCUCCCCGCCGCCUCCCCACAAGCCCGCCGGCCCUUACGCCGCCGUCGGCGCCGCGGGCACGAGGUACCAGGGUGGCUUCCUCGGCGUCUGGGCCUGGCUUGGUUUGCUUAACCCUAGCGAGCUUAUCUCUGGCUUCAUCUUUGGCUUUACCAUGUUGAGUAAGGAGAACCGCAAGGUUGGUGUCACGACCGUCCGGAGGGCUCAGACUGGGGAGUUCGGCCAGGCUUGA